Messenger RNA from Papaver somniferum (opium poppy), 1256 nucleotides. Its product is annotated as meiotic recombination protein SPO11-1-like. Lineage: Eukaryota; Viridiplantae; Streptophyta; Magnoliopsida; Ranunculales; Papaveraceae. The transcript is spliced from 15 exons. Gene Ontology annotation, biological process: reciprocal meiotic recombination; meiotic DNA double-strand break processing; meiotic DNA double-strand break formation. Gene Ontology annotation, cellular component: nuclear chromosome. The record is from RefSeq and is a predicted model, not a curated record. The coding region runs from base 45 to 1130 and encodes 361 amino acids. Gene Ontology annotation, molecular function: ATP binding; DNA topoisomerase type II (double strand cut, ATP-hydrolyzing) activity; DNA binding.
GUAACUAGCAGCUACCAAUUUUAAGUUUCCGAGAGCAGAAGAAAAUGGAGGAAAAUCGUGCGAAUUCGAAACCCUACAAUCUACUCUCAAAGAUCAAAGGGUUAACUCGAUGUCUUCUUAAAGAUAUCUGUAAUGGACAAUCCCCAGUACUUUACUUAGAUCGCUAUAGGAAUUACUGCUCAAAUCCAACUGGAAAUUGUAGUUGUAGCUACGAAAAGCAGCAAGGCCAAGAUAUGCUUACACUUCAAAGAGAAUGUCAUGCACAUAGACUGAAUGUCUUGCUGAGGGUGUUACUGAUUGUUCAGAAGUUGUUGCGGGAAAACAAACACGGGUCAAAGAGAGAUAUAUACUACAUGUAUCCAUCUGUAUUUUCAGAGCAAGCAGUUGUAGACCGCACCAUCAAUGACAUAUGCAUUCUCUUCAAAUGCAGUCGCCAUAACCUGAAUGUGGUGUCUGUUGGAAAAGGGUUGGUGAUGGGGUGGUUAAGAUUCAUGGAAAGUGGAAGGAAAAUCGACUGCAUGAAUAGUCCUAACACUGCAUACUCUAUUCCUGUUCAUGCUGAGGAAGUCAAAGAUAUCACUGGUGUUGCACAGUAUAUACUGAUUGUAGAGAAGGAAACAGUAUUCCAGCGGCUAGCAGAUGAUCAAUUUUGUCGUGCAAAUCGUUGUAUCGUUGUCACGGGAAGAGGUUAUCCUGAUGUUUCUACUAGAAGGUUUUUGCGUCUUCUUAUGGAGAAAUUGCAUCUGCCUGCAUAUUGCUUAGUGGAUUGUGAUCCUUAUGGUUUUGACAUCCUUACAACCUACCGGUUUGGUUCCAUGCAAAUGGCAUACGAUGCAAAAUUUCUACGAUUGCCUGACGUACGAUGGCUUGGGGCUUUUCCUUCCGACGCUGAGAACUAUCAACUCCCGAAACGUUGUCUCCUUCCUCUAACAGUAGAAGAUAAGAAGAAAGCCGAAGCAAUGUUACUGAGAUGCUACCUACAUCAAGAAGCGCCACAAUGGAGGUCAGAACUAGAGAUAAUGUUGAAAACAGGAGUAAAAUUUGAGAUUGAAGCUUUGUCCGUAUCCUCAAUUUCGUUCUUGUCAGAGAAAUACGUUUCAUCUAAAAUUCAAGACGGGGUAUUCAUCUAACAGUAGUUAUUGUUGUCAUGAUUCCACUAAGGAAAUCAUUUUCGAUGUAUGUUGACAAUUCAUAACAUUAAAUCAAAGGAUUGAUAUCUAAAUGGAAAAUGAACAAAUAUAAUUACAAUACGAAAA